AUGCCUUCUCACCAUUUCAAUACGCUAAAGGACAUCCCGGAUCUAUCCGGAAAAGUCAUCCUAGUCACAGGAGGCANNCGUCUUGACAUCACUAGACACUCGAGGAAGUCGAUUAACAGUACUUCAGGGACCUCAGGCGUAGGAGCAGAGACAAUCAAACAGCUCGCAGUCCACAGUCCAAGCAAAAUCUUCUUCACUGGUCGCAAUGCGAAAGCUGCCAACACUCUCAUCGAGUCGAUGAAGCUUCUCAAUCCGCAGGUGCAGAUGCGCUUCGUACCUUGUGACCUCUCAGAUCUAAGCUCCGUUCGUCAAGCAAGUAACAGAAUCGCUGCCAAAGUAUCACGAAUUGAUCUGUUCUUUUGCAACGCCGGUGUCAUGGCAUCACCAGCUGGCUUGAGUAAGGAUGGCUAUGAACAGCAGUUUGCGACGAAUCAUCUUGGUCAUGCUCUCUUGAUCGAUCUUCUGAUGCCAAUCUUGCAAGACACGGCGGCUCUACAUGGUUCUGAUGUCCGUAUCAUCAUUACAACAUCACAAGCUGCUUCGACGCCAUUGGUACCAAAGCGCGGGAUCGAUUUCAGCUCUCUGAAAACUGAACAGAGAAUGUUGGCAGGACGAUGGCGUCGCUAUGCGCAAUCGAAACUUGCAAACAUGCUUUACGCCAAAGCCUUGAACCGACAGUAUCCCUGCGUCACCACUGUUUCAGUGCAUCCAGGUAUUGGCUAUACAGGAUUGCAGGACAACUUCAAUCUACUUGAUCGGUUUGUCAUGUGGGCUACCACGAUGGGCAAGCGAAGUCCAGUAAAUCAACUCGCCUGGAACGGACUGUGGGCAGCUACGGCUCCCAAAGGGUCGGCGAAGGGACAAGUACAAGGAGGAGAUUAUUACGAGCCCGUAGGUGUAAGUCCAAAACCUACGAGUCAUCAGAACAACACAGCUCUGGAAGAUGAUUUAUGGGACUGGACGCAAGAACAGUUAGAAGCCUGGGAGCUCAAAGCAGGGUUGAAGGUACGACACUCGUUCUCUUCUUUUCAACACUCAUGA
This is a messenger RNA of Aureobasidium musti, 1041 nucleotides long. The record is from the annotation of a GenBank genome assembly. NCBI's taxonomy places the organism in Eukaryota, Fungi, Ascomycota, Dothideomycetes, Dothideales, Saccotheciaceae.